AAUACAUUCCUAUGUUUCGCAUAUGGAGAAAUGACAUCAAUAUAAUGUUCUAAUUGAUAUUCAAAUCUGCAGCCUUUUCUGAAUGUGGUUUUAAAUUAAAGUUAUCAAUUUGUUAGAAAAAGAGACUGAAAGAAAUAAAAAAAAAAUAUUUCUUAGGUAAGGCAUUUUUUACUUUAAAAAAACAAACUACAAUUUAUAAAAAUAAAUUCGUUUCUGUUUACUUCUACCGCCUAUUUUUUUAUAGGGAACUUUAAAAAUCUUAAAAUAGAAACAUUACUGUAAUUAAUCUUACAAUCACUUGAUCAGAAAAUUAAAAGAAAAAGGAAAAUUAAAAAUAAUUAUUCCCAUAACAUAGCUAAUUAAUUAUUUUGAUUUAAAAGAAAGAGCAGACUUACUUUUAUAAUAUUAGUUAAAAGUUGAUUUAAAAAAAAAAUCUUAAACGGGUUCGUGCGAGACUAUUGUCUAAAUAAUAGGAAUCGUUCCACGGUUAGUCGGUCGUUGUUAUAGAACCCACAGAUGCUGGAAACUAGUAUAACAGCAGUUGGGCGCAACAAUUAUUUUUAUAAAGAUAGACAUACAGACACAAUUGCAAAUCUAAGAUUUUCCGGAUUAAGAAGGAUGAAAAACGUGAACAUUUGUCAAAAUCUCUACUGAGAAUUGUGGCACAACUACAAUACAUCCUUGAUUUUCCUUAUACGAUAUAAUAAACAAACAGUAGAGUUUCACACGAUAAAACAUGGCGAAUAAUAUGCCACAAUGUAUAAUUGUAGCAACAGUACUAGUGGCUACUGCUUCUCAAACGAGUGUUCGUUGCACCCUAGGUGAGCGCCUAAAUCAGGGGAAGUGUGUACCUUGUCAACCAAACACUUUCAAUGAGCAAGAUGCGCACCAGAAUGUCGACUGCAGGCCAUGCACACAAGCAAACAAAAACCAGCAUGAAAUCGUAAAAGAGAAUUGCACUCGCACCAAAGACUCCGCCAUAAUAUGCAAGCAUGGCUACUUUAGAGAAGAGAGGAAAGACGGGUAUGGCGAAUGCAUUAGGUGUACCUCUUGUGAAGCUAUUAAACAGUUUGAAGUCCAGAAGUGUGAGGAAUACAAUGAUACCACCUGCUGUCCACAGAAAAACAUGAACUUCAAGAACGGUCAAUGUAUUUUGUACUGUGGCAAAGGAGAGUUCCUCAACGAAGCAAGCGAACAGUGCCAACCCUGCCCUAAAGGAUCGUUCAUGUCAGAGGCCCAGCAUACCAACAUCGCGUGUAGGCCAUGCCGCGAUCACUACUACUACCAGUUCGCCCAUUUGACCAAUCCUUGUAACAAGACCCACCCUGGGCAGUUCGAAUGUAAUCAGAAUUAUUAUAAAGUGCCAUUAAAUGACGACGACUUUGAAUGCUCUCCCUGUACGGUCUGUUUCAACCACUCUGACAAACCGUACCAGAUAGAGCAGUGUGACCGGAUGACGGACACUUUGUGCUGCCCACAACCUGAUAUGGAUGCUCAAAAAACAAGAUCUGGCUUUCAAUGUCACUACCCAACAGGUGAACCGAAAACGAAUGAGAGAGUUCCAGAUGUAAAAGAGGACAGAAAUUUCAAGACAGAUCUCGGACAAAAGACAGUCCAAAUUCAAGAGAAACCAGCGACAGGCUUCAGAGGCUCAUCCUCGAACUGUGUCCACGGAGUAACAAAAUUUCUGUGCUUACUAUUUCUAUUCUUAAAUUAUUAUUUCUAAAUUUUGCUUUAAAGUGAAAGCUAUCUAAAGCUUUUGACAAGAAACAACUUACACCAUUUUUAAAAGUCAGUUUACUGUUUCAGUUCCCAUAAGACACAGCAUUGUAUAUUAUCCCCGCUGAAAAGAAAAUAGUAGGAUAUCACACCUCUGUCGAUUACUAAUUAAAGCUAAAACUAAUAGACAUAGGGUUAGGGGUGGAAGAGAGAUAGGGUUUAAGGAUAUUUUUAAAAUUAUAGAUAGGGAUAAGGUUAGGGAUGAGAGAAAAUUGAAAUGGAUAAGGUUAAUGAUAUUGUUAGGGAUAUUGUUCAAGUUGAGGAUAGAGAUAGCUAUAUUUUAGGGUUAAGGAUACAGCUAUGGUUGUGAAUAGUGAUAAAUAAAUAUGAUAAAUUUCGGGCUAGCUAUACAAUAUGCAUAUAGGCAUCAGAAAGAGUUAGGCCUAGCAAUAGGGAUAACGUUAGAGAGAAGGUUUGGGUUAUGUGUAGGGUUAUGUAUAUGGAUACCGAUAUGAUUUAUAUAUAUUUUCGUGGCGUGUUGUUUGUUAUUUGUGAAUUUUGUCUAGAUGUAGUUGUUUUUUUGGCUUCCUUUCACUA
Molecule: messenger RNA, 2316 nt
Organism: Physella acuta
Lineage: Eukaryota; Metazoa; Mollusca; Gastropoda; Physidae
Product: signal peptide, CUB and EGF-like domain-containing protein 1
Biological process (GO): inflammatory response
Cellular component (GO): signaling receptor complex; membrane raft
Molecular function (GO): tumor necrosis factor binding; tumor necrosis factor receptor activity
Source: RefSeq, a predicted model, not a curated record